AUGCAGCUUUUCCGAGAUGUUGUUGACGAAUGUGGGUUUCUUGAUCUUGGUUUUGUAGGACCUCAAUUUACAUGGAGCAAGCAUUAUGCAGCGGGACAUUCAGUGUGGGAAAGACUUGAUCGGGGAUUAGCCAAUUAUGAAUGGCUCACAAAAUUUGUAGGGGCACGAGUUUAUCAUCUUCACUCGGAUUCAUCUGAUCACUGUCCACUCCUGAUCACUCUCACAGAUUUGAAGGUGGCUUGUAAGAAGAAAAUUUUCAGAUUUGAGGAGAUGUGGCUGUUCGACAAGGGUUGCUCUGACACAGUUGAAGCCGUAUGGCUAACUAAUGAAUUCGAUCAUUCCAACAAUCAGAUUCUUGGGAAAAUUGAGAAGUGUGGUGUCGAACUCACAAAGUGGAGCCGUGAGAAGUUUGGUAAUGUGAGGAAUGAGUUGGAAAAAAAGAGAAGACAACUAGCUGAGGCUGAAAAAGUUGCAAUGGAGUUGGGGCUGAACACUCGGGUGAGGGAAUUGAAGAGUGAAAUUGAAAUUCUCUUGGAUAGAGAGAACUGA
Messenger RNA from Quercus robur (English oak), 549 nucleotides. RefSeq lists its product as uncharacterized. The transcript has a single exon. Bases 1 to 549 code for a protein of 182 amino acids. The record is from RefSeq and is a predicted model, not a curated record. Lineage: Eukaryota; Viridiplantae; Streptophyta; Magnoliopsida; Fagales; Fagaceae.